Rhinolophus ferrumequinum (greater horseshoe bat) is the source of this 1843-nucleotide messenger RNA. It is a transcript of the gene ARMCX5, whose product is annotated as armadillo repeat containing X-linked 5. The record is from RefSeq and is a predicted model, not a curated record. Lineage: Eukaryota; Metazoa; Chordata; Mammalia; Chiroptera; Rhinolophidae. The transcript has 2 exons. Bases 249 to 1730 code for a protein of 493 amino acids.
GGUGGGGUAUAUAAAUUGACCUUGCUUUUAAUUUGGUUCAUUACUGGCUCCAAGGUUAAGGCAAGGGCAGAGGAGGGGCUGGAGCUGGCCUGAAAGCUGGAAUCAGUGGCCCUGCCAACACUAGAACCAAGGCUAAGAUCCAGACCAAGGCACUGGCUGAGGGAGAACUGAAAACAGGACCAGUGAUCCAGGCCAAUGCUUGGGAUGUAGCAGUGACGAGGACACAAACAGUGACCUACACUGAGGCCAUGGCUAUGAUAAGGGAAGUGAGCAAGAUGGAAGCUAAGACUAAAACUAGAAUCAUGGCUGAAACUAAGGCAAAACCUCUGGCAGAACCUGGUAUAGUGCCUCAUAACAAUUCAAAGGCCAUCCCUACAUCAAGGGUCAGUGCUGUGACCAAGUGUGAAGUCAAGGCUGAUGCUGGAAGUGAAACCAAUAUCAGGUCCUUUGCCAAAGCUGAUAAUAAGGCCAGUAUUGGAUCUAGGCCCCAGAGAAGGAGAGAGGCCAGCAUCAAGUUCCGUACUGGGGACAGAGCUGAUAUUACAAUCGAGUCUAGUGAUGAGAAUGAAGAAAGUAUCUGCUCCUGGUUUUGGACUGGAGAAGAGCCUAGUUUAGGGUCCUGGUUCUGGCCUGAGGAAGAGACCCCUUAUCAAGUCUAUAAGCCUCCACCUAAGAUCCAGGAAAAGCCUGAGCCCACACCCAAACCCGAACUUACUAUAAAGCAAAAAGCAGCAGCAUGGUCAAGGGCCAGGUAUAGUGUCCUAGUCCCAAUAGAGGGAGAGGAGCAAUCCUUGCCGCCAGAAGGGAAUUGGACUCUGGUUGAGACCUUGAUUGAAACUCCUCUGGGGAUUCGGCCUCUGACCAAGAUCCCACCCUAUAAUGGGCCUUACUUCCAGACCUUAGCUGAGAUCAAAGAACAGGUUAGGUAUAGGGAAAAGUAUGGGCCCAAUCCAAAAGCCUGCCGCUGCAAAUCACGUGUCUUUAGUUUAGAACCUAAAGAGUUCGAUAAAUUAGUUGCCCUACUUAAGUUAACUAAGGAUCCUUUCAUUCACGAAAUAGCUAAGAUGAUAAUGGGAAUCAGUCCUGCUUAUCCAUUUACCCAAGAUAUAAUUCAUGAUGUAGGUAUUACUGUCAUGAUUGAAAACUUGGUCAAUAAUCCCAACGUUAAAGAACACCCUAAAGCUUUAAAUAUGGUGGAUGAUAAUUCUGAGUCUUCUGAAGAAUCAAAAACAGGAGAGUCACACAUACAUCAGGUUUGUAAGGACAUAAUCACUUAUCCUUUGAACUCCCCUGUGCAACUUGCUGGACUAAAAUUAUUAGAGCAUUUGAGUGUGAAAUUUGAGGAUCACCAUACAAUUGCCAAUUAUAUUCCAGAUUUCCUCACCUUGUUAAACAAGGGAAGUGUCAAAACCAAGUUUUAUGUUUUAAAAGUAUUUUUGCGCUUGUCUAAAAAUCAAGCCAAUACAAGAGAACUGAUCAGUGCCAAAGUACUGUCAUCAUUGGUUGCACCUUUUAAUAAGAAUGAGUCAAAGGCCAAUAUUCUUAAUAUCAUUGAAAUAUUUGAGAAUAUAAAUUUCCAAUUCAAAAAGAAGGUGAAGCUAUUUACCAAGGAAGAGUUCACUAAAUCUGAGCUUAUUUCCAUAUUCCAGGAAGCAAAAGAGUUUGGUCAGAAACUCCAAGACUUAGCAGAGCACAGUGAUCCUGAGAACUCCCAUAGCCUGGAAUUCUAGCUGUGGUUACUGCUUUCACAGUUGGGUGCCUUCAAAAUACAAUUGGACCAGACCCUUUGGAAAUAUUCUGUGUCUCAAAUGCCCUGUGGAGCACACAACCAGUUGAUGGCUAC